UUUGCAGAUUUGCGGAAGUGUGAGGAGCGAGGAGAGCUGCUGCUGCCGAUUCUCUUCUUCCUUCUGGUCGUGAUGUCAGUGCUCUUAUACUUCGCCGUGUCUUUAAUGGACCCUGGCUUCGUUCUCGACGACACCGUCAAGGGUUCAAAUGAAGAGAUGGAGUCGAUGAUUCCUCAGUCUUCGACCUCUCGGCUGCGGCGCUGCGGAUACUGUCUGCUGCAGCAGCAGCCAAUGAGAGCGAAGCACUGUCAGACGUGUAAACGCUGCGUCCGCCGCUUCGACCACCACUGUCCCUGGAUCGAGAACUGCGUAGGAGAGAGGAACCACCGCUGGUUCAUCGUCUACCUGCUGGUGCAGCUGCUCGCUCUGCUGUGGGCGCUUCACAUCGCUCUGUACGUCCGAUAAACACCAGCUUUCCGCCUUUAAAUCUUUUCUACACGACAUGAUUCAAGUGACCCAGUUUCGAUUUCGGAUAUCUGUCACGAACGUGUAAACAGGAAAAAAACCCACAUGAAAUCGGAUAAUCUCAGAUCAUUUUUAGGCCUCAUUCAUAUGUGGAAAUAAAUCAUCGUAGGUAAUUUGAAAA
This is a messenger RNA of Plectropomus leopardus (leopard coralgrouper), 586 nucleotides long. The record is from RefSeq and is a predicted model, not a curated record. Lineage: Eukaryota; Metazoa; Chordata; Actinopteri; Perciformes; Serranidae.